Messenger RNA from Oncorhynchus nerka (sockeye salmon), 5535 nucleotides. RefSeq names its product collagen alpha-1(XVII) chain-like. The record is from RefSeq and is a predicted model, not a curated record. The transcript has 53 exons. The coding region runs from base 321 to 5198 and encodes 1625 amino acids. Gene Ontology annotation, molecular function: extracellular matrix structural constituent conferring tensile strength. Gene Ontology annotation, biological process: extracellular matrix organization. NCBI's taxonomy places the organism in Eukaryota, Metazoa, Chordata, Actinopteri, Salmoniformes, Salmonidae.
UGUUGGUCCGGUAGAAGCAAUGAGUCAGAAAAGACUCAUACAUAAACGGGCCAGGCACAUACAGCGCAUGAACACCGCGGACCGUAUCCAUAACGCACCUGGAGAUACUGCAGAAGCACAUAGGAUCGCUGGUGCCAUCAAAUCAUUUUCUGUGAAAAUAGAGGAGAGAGGAGAGGAAGAUCAUCUUUGGGAAACGGGCUGAGAGGUAAACGGAUACAUCUGCAGCUGUAAGAGGUCCUCCUCUCAACACAAUGUGGCUGUGGAAGGGAGAGUGUUGCAGAUAGCCUACAACUGAAGGGGUGAUACACAGUUAACAUGGGAUGGACAAUCUAACGACAACCAAGAUUGUAAAUGCUGGUGCCGGUGGCAAGGUCGUCAAAGAAACAGUAACCACAACAACCCGGUUGACAUCACUGCCGCCAACCUCAGGUGGUCUCUCUUCGAGGAGCGGGCUGCUCUCUACUGGAGGAGGAGAGUCUACCAGUAGAUCCAUCACAGGAGGCAGUAGCUCAGUGCUAGUAUCCUCUGCUGCAGCCGGGUCUGUGGGUGGAGCUAAGUCUGGGUACGGAGGGGGAUCCGUCAGCAAAUCAACCACCAUUACCACUAUAGAGUCCCCCUCUUUAUCCUCCGGUGCUUCAGGAGCCUCUGGCGCAGCUUUUCGGUCUUUAGGGGCUUCGGGGGCAUCGUUCGGGGCGAGCAAGACCAGCGGCUCUCUUUCCGUUUCUGGAGGGGGUCUUAUGUCUAGCUCCAGUUCCAGUUUUGUCACUGGUUCCAGUUCUGGUGGUCCCAGUUCUGGUUUUGUCUCUAGUUCCAAAGGAACAGGAGCAGGAGGAGGCGGUUUUGUCACUGGUUCCAGUUCUGGUUUUGUAUCUAGUUCCAAAGGUGCAGGAGCAGGAGUAGGAGGAGACAGUUUUGUCACUGGUUCCAGUUCUGGUUCUAGUUCUGGUUUUGCCUCUAGUUCUGGUGCCGGAAUCGGAGGAGGGGAUUCUUCUAGUGCCAAAAUGUCAGCCGGCGGCUUGGGCUCUGUGACCGUUUCCACGGUUACCAGGUCCAACUACAGCUCCUUAGCGGGGGCGGGUUCAGGGGGCGUGAAGAGGGGUGGGGCACAGGGGUCUACAUCCUCUGCAUUCAGCUACUCCCCCACCCCCACGGAGAGAAAGAGCAUGACCAGCACCAUGAUCACCCGCUCCAUGGGCUACGAAGGAAGAUCCAGUGGAAACUCAUCUCCGGAAUACACAAGGAGAGAAUAUGCUGCAGAAAGUGCAGUUGCCAGUAAACCCACCAGAGGGCGGAGCCACAGCAGGGAGAGUGAGAUCAGAUGCAGACUGCAGAGUGCCUCUCCCACUGCUAAAAGAUGGACUGAACUGGAUGAUGUGAAGCGGCUGCUGAAGGGGAGUCGCUCCAGCAGCAUCAGCCCCCCUCGCUCCCCCACCAGCACCCUCCCUAUUCCCAGGAAGGCCAGCGUAGAGACCAGAACCAUGCCAAACAGCUCCCAGUCAGGCCACUACGACAGUGCCACCCUAGACUCAGGAAUGCCUUCCUACGUGUGGUCAGGCCCCACGGCUGGAGGCUAUGGUUACCACAGCAACGCCAUCAACCGAUCCCCCACCUCCACCCUCCAACACUCACCUAUCACACUCACAGCCACAGGGCUUCAGAACAACCUGGCUCUCAGCUCUACAUCCAUGAACUCUGGACUCUCUGCCUCUAGCACUGUUCAUGGUAUGCAGAAUAACCUGGCCUCCACCACUGGCGGCAUCCUAACAGCUAAUGGAGUCAACGCACAAACAGUCUAUGGUGUGCAGAAAAAUGUCACAAGCACAGGGGUGUCCACAACCACAGUGGCACCCAGCACUCCUACCAGUGACGAGGUCUUCGCCAAAGAAUACAAAUUCAUGCUGCUGGAGAAAGAGAAAGCUCCCGUCAAAAAGGAGACGGAGAGACUCAUCAUGGCCAAAGAUACCGGCAAGCAGUUCUCCUCUGCUGCCACUGCUAUUGCCUAUUCUGAGGACUCACUGAAGAAGGAGAAGAAGAAGGUGUCCAGCUUUGUGGAGACAGCUACAGCCAGAACCACAGAAACUAACGCUGGAUCCUUGACGAAAGUGUCAACAAAAGACAAAGCAACCUAUGCAGAGAUACGUAAGGACGAGUCUGGAGGAGGUCUGGGCUUCUGGUCUUGCUGCUCCUGGUUGAAGUGGCUGCUGGGCAUCCUGCUGGGUCUUCUGCUCCUCCUGGGGCUCCUCCUGGGACUCAUCGCCCUGGCCGAAGAAGUCAAACGUCUUAAAGCUCGUGUGGAUGCCUUGGAACAAGCCUCCAGCUCUUCCUCAGCACAUUCUAGUCGCCUCUCCUCCUCCUCAGCCAUCAACAUCAUAGACCCUCUGGAGUCUGCAUACAUGGACAAGACCUCCUCUCCCUCCUCUACCACACUGCUCCGCACUGAUAAUGGUAUCAAUCUGGGAGUGGCAGCAGGAGCAGGUCCAGGAUCAGCUAACGGACCAGGCCAAGACCCUGUAGCUCUGCAAAGGGCAGUACAGCAGAUAGUCAGGAGUGAGCUGCAGUCCGAUACUGUACGAGCAACACUUGCACACUCAAUGAAAGGAGCGAGAGGAGAGCCUGGGACCAAAGGUGACCAAGGUGGUCCAGGAGUCAAAGGUGAUAACGGAUUCCCUGGCCUACCAGGUCCUCCAGGUCAGAUGGGCCACAGUGGACUGGAGGGCCCGAGGGGCCCUAAAGGAAAUGCAGGUGAAGCUGGUGCAGAGGGUCCCCCAGGCCAGAAGGGCCGAGAAGGACCCACGGGAUCACGUGGAGAGCCUGGUCCUCCAGGGUUUGGAGAGAAAGGGGACAAAGGUUCUCCUGGUGAACCCGGUGGGCCUGGACCUGCUGGCACUGCUGGGCCUGUUGGGCCUAAAGGGUCAGUGGGUGGUCAGGGUGCUACAGGUAUCCCAGGAACUCCUGGUCCACAGGGUUUCCGAGGUGAAGCAGGCGCUCCAGGACCGAAAGGAGAGAAGGGACCAGCUGGACCUCCAGGAAAUAAGGGCGAGCCAGGAGAGAAAGGACCCCGCGGAACAUCAGGUGACCCAGGUCAAAGAGGACCUCCGGGACCAGACGGCGCAAAUGGAUCCAAAGGACCUGCAGGUGCUCCCGGGGCUGACGGUGAAAAAGGCUCUAGAGGUGACAAGGGAUUGGAUGGGUUACCAGGUCCCAGGGGACCAGCAGGACCUCCAGGAGAUUCAGGCCUCCCAGGCAUUCCCGGGCUUCAAGGUCCACCAGGUAUACCAGGUAAUCCUGGUCAGCCUGGAGGUAAAGGCGAAGCUGGAGAACCUGGUAGAAUCAUCAAUGCAGCUGGUUCCAGUUCGGUUGCCAUCCCCGGACCUCCAGGCAGCCCCGGACCCACUGGUGUUUCCGGAUCCCCUGGACUCUCAGGUCCUGUUGGCCCUGCUGGUCUUCCUGGGACGCCUGGUCCCAGGGGAGAAAGGGGAGAGGAAGGAGAGAAGGGAGACCAGGGAAAGCCUGGUAUUACUGUACAGACUGUGGAAACCACAGAGAGACGUGCACCUGUGGCUAGUCUUCCUGGCCCACCUGGCCCUCCAGGGCCCCCAGGAGAACCAGGUCCCCAGGGUAAGGGUCCCCCAGGUCCUGAAGGUCCUCAAGGAGUUCCAGGUGUACCAGGUGUUGGUGUGCCCGGCCCCCGAGGAGAUAAGGGAGAGCCAGGUAGCUUCGUGCCAAACUCAGGAACCUUCUUCGCUGGGCCCCCAGGACCUGCUGGCCCAACUGGCCUACCAGGACCCCAGGGUUACCAAGGUGACCCAGGUCAGCCCGGUUUACCAGGAGUUCCAGGAGAUCCCGGUGUCGGUUUCCCUGGACCCCAGGGACAACCUGGAGGUCCAGGACCAGAAGGGGACAGUGGACUUCCAGGGCCCCAAGGUCCAGAGGGACCCGAGGGGCAACCGGGUCCUAAAGGUGAGGCUGGCGUUCCAGGUGCUCCAGGUAUCCCUGGCUACUCCAGUGGUGGAUCAUCCAGGAGUUCCCCUGGAGCACCAGGUCCACCUGGACCUCCCGGGCGUGAUGGGCCACCUGGGUCUGGGUCUGGAACACCGGACAUCCGCCAAUACAUCACAGAAUACCUCAAGAGCGAUGGUGUCAGGGAGUACAUGUCGGGACCUCCGGGUCCUCCGGGUGUACCGGGGCCCCCUGGUGACGGAUCAGUGGAGUCAGUGGACGAUCUUGCUAGUCGCGUCAUCGCGUACAUCCAGAGUGGAGGUAUUGCUAGUGGGGUGCCUGGACCUCCAGGCCCGCCUGGCGCUCCCGGUGGAGGCAGUACAUCGCUAAAUGACAUCAUCAGCCUUCUACAGAGUGAGGAAGUGCGACGCUACGUCAUCGGUCCUCCUGGCCCUGCUGGACCUCCUGGCAUCCCAGGGAUCCCAUGGAGAGGAGGCUAUGGCUUUAAUACCCAUGAGGUGGCUGGACGGGUCCUCACUCUAAUGAAUGAUGCUGAAUACAGAGGUGCCUUGGGCGCUCAGGGGCCUCCUGGUCCACCUGGUGUCCCAGGCCCUGCUGGCCCUCAAGGCCCUGCCGGUCCUUCAGGACAGGCCCCCUACAGCAGCUCUGGAUACAGGCUGGAGGAGGUCAAGGACUACAUACAGAGUGGUCUAAGAGGGGGAAUGUUUGGGCCCCCAGGCCCCCCAGGUCCCCCUGGACCUCAGGGACACAAGGGAGAGCAGGGUAACUCUGGGUACGGCCAUGCCUUCGACCACAGGACCAGCGAGGGAAGGCUGGCUGAGACUGAGACAGACUUCUCCAAUAUAGCGGUCCGAGUGACUGACUACAUCAAGUACCAUGGUCUGUUGAGGGACGUGGUUGAGAACCGGUCUCAGCUGGAGAAGGCACAGGUUGUUCAAGGACCCCCAGGACCCCCUGGCCCUCCCGGUGCUCCAGGAUUCAGCCGUGUGUUUGGUUCCCAUAGUAACGUCACUGACCUUAUGGAAUACAUCAGAGCCCAUGGAAACAUUGUGGGACCCCCUGGAAGGCCGGGACAGAAAGGGGACAUAGGACAUACAGGUCACAAAGGCGAGAGAGGACUGGAUGGCAUCCCAGGAAGGGCAGGCCUCCCUGGUCUGGAGUGGAAAAGGGGGGGGAAGGGGGAGAAAGGAGAAUACACACUUGUGACCAACAGAAGAAAGAGGAAUGUUGGCGUUUGAGAAACAAAUGAUUGAUAAAAUAUUCAAAGGUCAAUGAAAGUCCUAUGAAAUAUGUCAUGAGUCAUGAGCAUACAUGUGUGGGGGCCUAAUGCCUUGGAGACAUUACCGAUGUAAAUAUAUCGUUUUCUAUAGGAGAAACUGUUGAACAGGACAGUGUUCCAUGCGCUGAUGUAUUGUGUUGUGUCAAAGACGUCUUUACGAUCUAUUUUUACUAGUGUUUAAUCUGGAUUAUUUUUCCAAUUCACCUCCUUGCAUGUUGAUAGCAGGAAUAGUUCAACUAUGUGUUGAAAAAUAGAACAGGGUGUGUUAUUUUUAUUAAAUAGCUUUUGUACUAUUA